This is a messenger RNA of Durusdinium trenchii, 1621 nucleotides long. The record is from the annotation of a GenBank genome assembly. Lineage: Eukaryota; Dinophyceae; Suessiales; Symbiodiniaceae.
CAAGGCUCUAAGUGUCUAGCUGGUAGAAACGGCGACAGGAGCCGAAAUAGAGAGGCGUCAAGGCGUCCGUCUUGUCGAGUACCGCCCACUCCAAACAGGAGGCUGGUCGGCUUGGCAGUGACCUAGCAGUUGCUAAUGGGAUGUUGCGCUAGUGACGCUGCCAACUCUGCCCCAGAAGAGCACUUCUUCAGCCAGUACAAACUCGGAAAAAAACUUGGAGAAGGAGCUUUCGGCCAAGUGCGAUUAGUCAUCGAGAGGCAUUCACAGCAGGAGCUCGCGGUUAAAAUUGUUGACGUGCGAGAGCGCGAUGAACACGGCAUUUGCAAUGGUCAAGUGAGCAAGAGCCGUGAUCGGGUUACCCGCACGGAGGUUGAUCUUUGGACAAAGGCCAGCAGCUCCAAUUGCUCAUACAUAGUCAAGCUCCACAAGAGCUUUGCUGAGAAAUCGCUGUACUACAUGGUCUGCGAGAAGUGUCAAUGUUCCUUCAUGGACAAAUUAGUUGAGGCUGAGACUAUGUCGGAGGCCGACUUGUCAAAGAUCUUUCGGCACAUGCUCUUGGGCGUGUCUCACACGCAUGGUGUGGGCAUCGUCCACCGAGACAUCAAGCCGGACAACUUUCUUUGGGGAGGUCCUGGCAACAAAACUCUCAAGCUUUGUGACUAUGGCUUGGCCGUGAUGAUGCCUCCCAAGGGCAAGCUGCAUGGCGUUUUCGGUACAGCUCCAUACAUGGCACCAGAGAUGUUGCGGAAUGAAGGCUACGACUUUCUGGCGGAUGUGUGGUCGAUAGGUUCAGUGGCAUAUUUACUGGUGUUCGGGAGUUUUCCAUAUUCUCCGGGCGAGGCCAAUGCGCCUGCAAUGAAGAAAGCUAUCAUUGAGGACAAUCCACCCUUGAAAUUUCCAUCACCAAGUGAUGCGCAGGGAGUGGUUUCUGGCUCCUUGACCGGCGCUUUAGCCUUCACCAAGAUGCUUCUAAAGCGCACUGCGAAAGAGCGGCCGACGGCUGAAGAGGCCUUGAGACACGAGUUCGUGGCUGACAAAACAGCCGUGUCCGACAAAGUUGAAAAAGUUAAUGAAGAUGAAGCUGAGCCCAUGCUUCGCCGCAACGCUCAUCAAGCCAAAAAGCUUACGCAGCAGCUGCGGCGGAAGCGUGACUCCACUGUGCAGAAUGGCAUCGAUGACUUGUUGCAGAAGCUCAUCACUAAGUUUGGAGGGGACAUCAGUGACAUCAACGGUUCCAACAUUUUCUUCUCGGAGGGCGACGAGAAUCUUGAAAUCAACAACGAGGAGGAGGCUGCGAAACUUGAGCCCAGAAUGAAGAGAAAAGCAUCAAGAAGGGAUGUGAAGCACUCAACGCAUUCUGGGGUCAUUGAUGAUUCUGGUGCCAUUCGAUUUGGGAUGAGUCCCACUAGUGUGACUGGAGCCAGAACUGGCAAGAGUUUGCCUGGUGAUGUGCAUGGUCUGGCCAACCAGGUUUAGAACGAGGCUCACUGGAUCCUGGACGAAUGUCGAAGGACAUGAGGAUGUCCCUGAUCAGGUGAGACGUCAUCGAAAACAGACAUACAGCAGCGGCACCGCUGUGGCGUGGGUGCAAAUGUUUGAAAAUGCGCGCUUUUGACUUGGA